Molecule: messenger RNA, 1499 nt
Organism: Notolabrus celidotus (New Zealand spotty)
Lineage: Eukaryota; Metazoa; Chordata; Actinopteri; Labriformes; Labridae
Product: zinc finger protein 37A-like
Exons: 2
Coding region: 159-1196 (345 amino acids)
Biological process (GO): regulation of transcription by RNA polymerase II
Cellular component (GO): nucleus
Molecular function (GO): DNA-binding transcription factor activity, RNA polymerase II-specific; RNA polymerase II cis-regulatory region sequence-specific DNA binding
Source: RefSeq, a predicted model, not a curated record
ACCUCGUCGGACCGCCCUAGUGUAACACACAGAAAGUAAAUAGAAGAAUCGCAAGAAACAAUCAAUGCCGUUACAUUUUAUUAGAACAUUUAUACAUUAUAAAAAGAGCUUAGUCCUUCCGGAAAACUUUCAACCUAAUUUUACUGUGACACACAGACAUGUCUUCAGUGAAGGGUUUGAGAGAGUUUGUCAACGAGCGGCUGACUGCUGCUGCUGAGGAGAUAUUCAGAGCUUUUCAAAGAAGUAUCGUCGAGUACGAGGAAGAGAUAGACCGUCAGCGCAGACUACUGGACACCGUUCUGAACCCCGAAAUUAAGUUACACAAUAUAGGGCUGCAUCAGCAAAAUGUUUUCAGAGAGGAGGAGGAUCUCUCCUGCAAGCAGCUUUAUAACCAGGAGAGAAACUCCAGUCCAGACCAGGAGGACCCAGAGCCUCAACAGAUUAAAGAGGAACAAGAGGAAGUCUGCAGUAGUCAGGAGGGAGAGCAGCUCGACCUCAAGCAGGAGAUGGAUGCUUUUAUUUUGACCUCAACUUACGAUGAGAGCAACCAAAGUGAGCCAGAAAUGAAAACUAAUAAAUGGUUUCUCUCUCAAAACUCUUAUGUGGCCGAGUACCAAGACCACGAAGAUGGCCAGCAUGAGUUAAAUACAGUAUCAGAAAGAGAUCCUGAGCCAGAGCUUAAAAACCAACAUCAUGAAAGCACUUCUCACAAUAGCAGCUGGAGUCAGCCUACGUUACAGACACACCUGAGCAUCCAAACAGGUGAGAGGUCUCAUUUGUGCCCAAUAUGUGGGAAAGCUUCCACGUGCAAUUCAAAAUUGAGUUUGCACAUGAGAACCCACACAGGCGAGAGACCGUACCAUUGCAUAACGUGUGGGAGAAGAUUCUGUGAUAUCACAGGAUUGAAAAGGCAUUUAAGAAUCCACACAGGUGAGAAGCCGUAUCCAUGUGAAACCUGUGGGAAAGAAUUCAGACAUGGAAAUGCCUUGAAAGUCCACAUGAGGACCCACACGGGGGAGAAGCCAUAUUUUUGCCAGACCUGUGAGAAAAGAUUCUAUGAUCUUUCAGCGCUGAAGAGGCACUGUCGGAUUCACACGGGAGAAAAGCCUUUCACCUGCAAAACAUGUGGGAAAGCUUUCAAACAGAGCAGCUCUCUGAUGAUACACAUGAGAACCCACAUGGGAGAGAGGAUAUAGUAUACCUUUGCAAAAUGUGUGGGAGAGACUUCAAGCAGGCAAGGACCCUGUUGGUCCACGUGAAAACACACACUGACUGAAAAAUAAUGAUAGAAUGAAGUAUUUUAUGCUGUCUCAGUCACAGGUUACGCAGAUGCAAGGAGACUUGAAUUUUGCAUGCAUGUAGAUUAUUGGACUUCUUGUUGUAAGUUGCAAAAAAAAAGAUCUCGCAGGAAUAAAGAGCAGUACAAGAGAAACCAUCCCACUGCAACUCACAUGGAGACUAGCGUACUGUCAAAAUAAAAUACUCUAUUUCAAAAGUAA